AUAGUCUUUGAUCUAUGUAAUUUUGUGAAACAUAAGAGAGGUUAAAUACGGCUUACGGUCGCAUGGAAAUAUAGUUUCCAAUUUAACAAUCUUAUUUAGUUUUCUACUUUAGUUGGUAUAAUGGCCGACGAAGAAUUAAAAACGGUUGAAGUGCUUGAAAAUGGUGAGGAAGAGGAACUAGAUGCAGUAGAGGAAGGCGAAACUAAAGAUCCCGCUAAGAAGAAGAAAAAGAAAAAGAAGAAGAAGAAGAAGACAGAAAAUGAAGCCGCAGCUGACAAUGUGUCCACUGAGGUUGCAAAUGCUUCAGAAAAGAUUGAAGCUUUGACCGUUGAUGAUGCACCUGCUAAAGGUGAUGGAAAAAAGAAAAAGAACAAAAAUAAAUCUGGCAAAGGUCCAAAUAAGGAGCAGACAAAUCCACCAACUAUACCUAUUGCGGAAUUGUACCCUGAUGGGAACUUCCCUGAGGGUGAGAUAACAGAGCAUGGUCCAGCUGAGGGCAUUGAUGAAAGAACUGCUAAGGAACGAUUCUCCAGUGAGGAGAAGCGAGCUCUUGACAGACUGCACCAAGACAUCUACCAGGAGAUCAGACAUGCUGCAGAAGCACAUAGACAAACACGAAAAUACAUGCGCGAUUGGAUCAAACCAGGCAUGACCAUGAUUCAAAUCUGUGAAGAACUAGAAUCUACAGCAAGACGUCUAAUUGGUGAAGAUGGAUUGAAAGCUGGACUUGCUUUCCCAACUGGUUGCAGCCGUAAUCACUGUGCGGCCCAUUACACCCCCAACACUGGAGACACAACUGUCCUAGAGUAUGAUGAUGUCGUAAAAAUCGACUUUGGUACUCACAUCAAUGGGCGCAUCAUUGAUUGUGCAUUCACUCUCAGCUUCAAUCCGCGUUACGAUCCAUUGGUGAAGGGUGUACAGGAAGCAACUGAGGCAGGCAUUAAAGCUUCAGGAGUUGAUGUCAGGCUGUGUGAUGUUGGAGCUGCUGUUCAAGAGGUUAUGGAAUCACAUGAAGUAGAACUUGAUGGCCAAGUAUACCAAGUGAAACCUAUACGUAACUUGAAUGGACACUCCAUUGGACCAUACAGGAUCCACGCUGGUAAGACAGUACCUAUUGUUAAGGGUGGUGAAACUACACGCAUGGAAGAAAAUGAGUUUUAUGCUAUUGAAACAUUUGGCUCUACUGGACGUGGCCAAGUUCAUGAUGAUAUGGACUGCUCUCAUUACAUGAAGAACUUUGAUCAACAGUUUGUUCCAUUGAGGCUGCAAUCGUCAAAACAGCUCUUGAACUUGAUCAACAAAAAUUUCGGAACUCUGGCAUUCUGUAAACGAUGGCUAGAACGCGCAGGCGCGUCUCGUUAUGCUAUGGCGCUUAAGGACUUAUGUGACAAAGGCGUAGUAGAUGCAUACCCUCCUCUUUGUGACAUCAAAGGGUGCUACACGGCUCAGUUUGAGCACACCAUCCUUUUAAGACCCACUUGCAAAGAAAUUAUAUCACGCGGAGAUGAUUACUAGCGAUAGCUGAAGUUGCUUAGGUUGAUGUUGCAGCCAGCUUAUUCCUUCUCAGAUACCUAUUUCAAUAACUCAGUCAACUGAGAUUUAUCAGUUUAACAUUGCGAGUGUUGUUGAUUUGUAUGGUUUAUGUUAAGAUAGUUACUGACCAACAUUAUUAACUACAUUUAGAAUCAUAUUUUUUAAGAACAAGCAUCGCGUUCGUUUCAACAUAAGUCGUGUUGUCAAUGACAUUUUGUUGCUUUUUAGUAUAAGUUGUCGUUUUUGGAGCGUAUUGUUCGUCCUCGAA
This is a messenger RNA of Spodoptera exigua (beet armyworm), 1801 nucleotides long. The record is from the annotation of a GenBank genome assembly. NCBI's taxonomy places the organism in Eukaryota, Metazoa, Arthropoda, Insecta, Lepidoptera, Noctuidae.